GUUUCUCUGGCUACACUGAAGCCUGGAAACCACAGGGGGACGUUUCUGCUGAUGGAGGACCCUGAGAAGAAGCUCAACCAGAAGAGUGACGGCAAACCCCGGAAAGUACGAUUUAAAAUCUCUUCCUCCUACAGUGGCCGAGUGUUGAAGCAGGUCUUUGAGGAUGGGCAGGAGUUAGAGUCGCCAAAGGAGGAAUACCCUCACAGUUUUCUCCAAGAGUCCCUUGAACCAAUGGAUGGUGUUUACGGGUCUGGGGAAGCCCCCAAACCCCGUUCGUACUCUCCUAAGCUGACUGCUCAAAGGAUCAGCGUGUUUAGAGAGGGCAAUGCCUACACUUUGGCGGGCAGCCAGCCUUUCUUCAAUGAUUACAAGGCAAAUGACCAUAAGUCCCCACCUAUUAUAGAUUUUGGAAAGAUAAUCAUCUAUACGAAUAACCUGAAAAUCAUUCGAACCCCAAUGGACAAGAGAGACUUCAUGAGGAAAAUUCUCCAGAAGGAAGAGGAGGCUGAGGAAGAAUGUCUGAUAAGCAAAGAAGAAAUCUAUGGAGACAGCGACCAGAACGAUGGGCAUUUGGCAGGGACAGAAAGCACGUUCCCCCACAACCAGUACCCACAGGAAGGGGAACUUCCAGAGGACAACUGUUUUCACUGCCGAGGGUCGGGCAGUGCCACCUGCUCUCUGUGCCACGGCAGCAAGUUCUCGAUGCUGGCCAACAGAUUUAAGGAGUCCUACCGGGCCCUGCGGUGCCCUGCCUGCAAUGAGAAUGGCCUGCAACCUUGCCAGAUUUGCAGUCAAUAGCCCGUGGCUUUGUACGUCCGCUUUUAUCUCAUCUUCCCUAAAGUGAUUUCUAAUAAACGGCCCCCCUCCUCCUUCUCCCUUUCCCAGCAAGGAAGCCACAGCGGCUACGAUCACUUCCACCACUGGCAAAACUCAAUUACUUGAUGACAUUUCAUGAGGCUAGUAACAGCUCCGUGUGGGUCUAAGUGGCAGAGGCGUUUGCGAAUUAGACUUGGCUUUGAAACUGGUUCUAAAAUUAUCCUCCCAGGACUGUGUGCGUGUAUCUCCCUUGAUUUAGCUCAGUUUUCUCCUUGUGCUAGCGAACCAAUAAAUGUACACUUCAGGCAGCAGGUUGAAGUCGUUUUCUGGUUGGGAGUUAUUUUGCAAACUUAUGCAGUGAAAAAGGAAUGGAAAAGGCAGGUUUCUGAUGAACCGAAUUCCUGUUGCUUAUAAUGCAUUUCAGAUCGUCAUUGGUCAAAUUGAAUUUUUAAUUAAGCGGAAGAGGGAAGGGAUGCCCAAUGCCCAAGUGUACAAUCAGGCCACUAAAAACAAAACAGUAUGUAUGUGCUUCGUGCUGAAGACAGGCCAGCUGAGGAGGCCUUUCUUUCAAUGUCCCGAGUCUCUCCUCUGUGAUGUGCAUGGAUAAUAUUCAUGCAGGCGACAAGCAAUUUCCUUCUUAGGAUGAGAUAAGAUAAGACAUUUCUGCAUGCCUCUAAGCUACUGCGGAUAUAAGCCAAGUCAAAGCUAUUGAUGAUAAAUUUGGUGCUUAAGUAUUUGUGGGUGAUAUGACUUCUUCCAGUCCCUGAAUUAUUACCAAAUAAAUAAAUCAAUUUUAAGUCUAAGAUAUAGCCACGAUCUCUUCAUAAAAGACUGCAUAUUUUCUAGGUGUCUUUUGGAAACCUCUAAACGAAAAACUAACCAAGGCUGAUUUUUAACAAUUAUCCUUUUACUGUCUAUGAAUACACAUAUGAAGGAUAAUUCUUUCCUCUUAAAGUUGGUUAUACAAUUAGAAAGAUACUUUUAUUCAUGAACUUUUGUAGCUCUAAUGUCUA
Rhinolophus ferrumequinum (greater horseshoe bat) is the source of this 1829-nucleotide messenger RNA. RefSeq names its product glutaredoxin and cysteine rich domain containing 2 (gene GRXCR2). Lineage: Eukaryota; Metazoa; Chordata; Mammalia; Chiroptera; Rhinolophidae. Gene Ontology annotation, cellular component: stereocilium base; stereocilium shaft; microvillus. Bases 52 to 798 code for a protein of 248 amino acids. The record is from RefSeq and is a predicted model, not a curated record. The transcript is spliced from 3 exons. Gene Ontology annotation, biological process: sensory perception of sound.